Gasterosteus aculeatus aculeatus (three-spined stickleback) is the source of this 4445-nucleotide messenger RNA. The record is from RefSeq and is a predicted model, not a curated record. NCBI's taxonomy places the organism in Eukaryota, Metazoa, Chordata, Actinopteri, Perciformes, Gasterosteidae.
AAGGGAGGACGCACUGAGAGCACCGAGUUCGGGGACAAUCACCUCUGAAGCAGUUUGUUCUGCUGCUGCUCGGUGAAGCUGCUCAGCGCGGACCGCCAACACGUCACGGAUAUAAAUACAGACAAACAUCCUCCAUCGACCCGUGUUCUCCCAGAGGAGAUCCACGCCUCCCGCGGGCGGAGGAGCAGGGUGGAGGACCCGCAGGAGGAUCAAGAUGUUGAGGUGUGAAGCUCCUCGGUGUGUCUGCGUCUGGUCUCUGCUGCUGCUGCUCCACGACCCCAGUGGCUCCGCCCCCACAGAGUCCCACAGCUGCAGGAUCUCUGUGUCAGAACCAGCGUCCGGUGUGGACUCCAUCUCCCUGACCGUCAGCACACCCCGACCCAACUGCUCCUUCGCCGUCUCCUCCCAGGACGCCGCCGCCGAGUGCGUGAGGCGAGGAGCAGGAGGCCAGGGGGCGGAGACCAAUGAGACUGGAGGAAGGGAGCGAGGAAAGGAGGAGAGGAUGGAUGGAAACCUGACGGGAGUCCAGCACGUAGGGAGCAAUGAGGGGGGAGGAGUUUUCACCUGUGUGCUGGAUCACCUGGAGCCUGGAACCGCCUACAAGCUGGAGAUCCAGUCCCACAGGGACCAGGAGGCGGCCAACGUCACCCUGCACACCAAGCCGUCGGCGGUCAGCAGCCUGUCAGUGACCUUCAGGGCCUCCAGAAGCCUGGACCUUUCCUGGCAGGCCGGCCCGGGGAGGACGCAGCGCUUCAGGCUGCAGCUGUGGGACCUAACUGGUCUGCUGAGGAACGAGACGUUGGAGAGCACGGCGACGAACCGCACACUCCUCCACCUGACGCCGGGCCGGCUGUACAACGUUACCAUGGUGACGGAGGCCGGCGGGCUGAAGAACAGCCGGACAACCGUGACCCGGACAGUUCCCGCCGCUGUCGCCAACCUCACCGCCGACCCCGGCAACGGGACCGGCCUGUCGUUGUCGUGGCAACUGCCCGAGGGCGAUCUGGACGCCCUCGUGGUCACUCUGUCGACCAACGGCACGGUCUCCUGGGAGGCGACGCUGAGGCCGGACCAAACCGAGGUCGCCGCUGGCCCGCUGACCCCCGGCUCGGCCUAUCGGGUGGAGGUGACCUCCAGGAGCGGCGAGCUGAUGAACCAAUCAAAACUCACCGCGAGGACAGCUCCGGCGGCGGCGUCCCUCCUCUCGCUCUCUCUCUCGCCCUCCUCCCCCGGCGGCCUCCUCCUCUCCUGGUCGCCCCCCCCUGGCCACUGGGAGAGCUACAGGCUGCUCCUAUUCGACGGCGCCCAGCAGUUAGUCAGCGCCGCUCCGGGCCGAGAGGCCGCCAACUUCAGCUUCCCCGGGACGGGACUAACGCCUGGAAGGGCGUACAGAGCCGUGCUGCGCGUGGAGAGCGGCGGCCUGACGGCGGAGAGCAGCUGUGAGGGGGCGACAGCUCCGGCCGCCGUGGACGACCUCCACAUACGGCACUCGGACGAGACGUCUCUCAGCGCCAUGUGGAGCCACGCCCCCUCCGGGUCACGUGACAGCUACUUCCUGACCAUCCGCCACGCCGGCGUCACCAUGGAUACCAGGGAGCUGCAGCCAAACACCAGGGAGUGCACGUUCAACGUGCUGGUGCCCGGCAGGCUGUACACCGUCACCGUGACAACCAGGAGCGGGACGCUCAACGCCUCCGUGUCCCUGCAGGGGAGGACGGUUCCCAUGGCGCUGGGCGCCGUCACUCUGAGCAGCUCCGGGGUCAGCAGGCUCCGGGCAUCGUGGGACAAGCCACCGGGGGACGUGGACUCGUACACCAUGGUCCUGCUCAGGGACAGCGCGGUGAUUCAGAACCACAGCGUUCCGGUCGCUUCUUCUUCUCUGCUGCUCGGCGGGUUGCUCCCCGGCGCCCUCUACAGGCUGCAGGCCGCCACCGUCAGCGGGGGGCUGCAGUCCAAGACCACCGCGCUGGAGGGACGGACGGCCCCGGCGUCGGUCUCCGAGGUGACGGUCUCUAACAGCGGCCGGUCGGACGCCCUGCGGGCGGCGUGGCGCCCGGCCCCCGGCGUGGUGGACAGCUACCUGGUGCGCCUGGUGGACGGGAGUCGCACCGUCCACGCGCUCGCCGUGUCGCACUCCUCCGCCCCCGAGUGCUCCUUCAGCUCGCUCGUCGCCGGGCGACUGUACGCCGUCGUCAUAGCGACGAGGAGCGGCGGCCUGGAGAACGCCACCGUGGUUCAAGCGCGCACGCAACCAGAAACCGUUCAAAACCCGACAGCUGUUCACUCUGCGAGAGACGACUUCCUCAAGGUGUACUGGAGCCGUGCAGCAGGAGACCUGGACCGCUACGUGGUUCUGAUCCGUUACAACAACAGUGUUCUUCAGAACCAGAGCGUCUCCGCCGCCCACAACGAGUGCGUCUUCUCGUCGCUGACGCCGGGGAGACUCUACACCCUCACCGUGGAAACCUGGAGCGGGGAGUACGUGGCCAGCGUCUCCACCGACGGACGCACAUUUCCGGCGGCUGUUGGAAACCUGUCGCUAGGCAACGAAGGAACCGGCGAGCUGACCGUCGCGUGGAGCCCCGCCCCCGGGGAUGUGGACCACUACGAGGUGACGCUCCUCUUCAACGACGUCAGGGCGUUCCCCCCCGUCACGCUGGGCAGCGAGACGCGACGCCACCGGCUGACCUCCCUGACCCCGGGACGCCUCUACAAGAUCGUGGUGUCCACCUUCAGUGGGCCGAACCAGAGGGCCCAGUUCAUCGAGGGACGGACAGUUCCCAGUGCGGUGGGGAACCUGCGCCUGGCGCCCUACGCCGGCCUGAAGGCCCCCGUCGGCGGGCUGCUGGUCUCCUGGACCCCUGGAGACGGGGACCUGGACAUGUACAUUGUGUCCUUGUCCACUGCGGACGGUGUUGUCAUAGAGACUCGUCCUGUCCCCAAACACGUGUCCUACCUGGAGUUCCUGGACCUGACGCCGGGCCACGCCUACACCGCCACCGUCCAAUCGCUGAGCGGCAAGCUGAACAACAGCAAAGCGGCGAGCGGCAGAACGGCUCCGGCCGCCGUCACGGCCCUGCAGGCCGACAACGACCACACCGCCCGCAGCCUGACGGUCAGCUGGGAGAGGCCCGUGGGCGUGUACGACGGCUACGGCCUGCAGCUAUUGGACGAGGCCGGCGUCCUCCUGGCCGAGCGCUCCGUGCCGGCGGGGCGCCACAGCGAGCGCCUGGAGGGCCUGACCUCGGGGCGGUGGUACCGGGUGAAGGUGAUCACGCUCAGCGGCGGCGUUCUGUCGCCGGAGGCCACGGCGGAGGGGCAGACCCGUCCGGCGGCCGUCAGUAAUCUGACCGUCACCUCCUCCAACACCUCCUCGCUCUCCUUCUCCUGGCGCCCCUCGCAAGGUCACGUCGACCGCUACGACCUGUCGCUCUACAGUGUCGCCGAGGCAACGGCUGCAGGGAGCAGGAAGGAGCAUCAGGAGCCCGUGGCGCGGCAGAAGGCGGGCGCCGCUGCAGACGGCUGUAGUUUCUCGGCGCUGCGAGCAGGAAGUCUGUACCGGCUGCGCGUGGUGAGCUGGAGCCGGAACCUGAGCAGCGACUCCUCGGUGGUGACCCGGACCGUGCCGUCUGCGGUCUCCUCGCUCCGGGUUCAGAGUUCAGGGCGGACGGACCGGCUGGCGGUCGGCUGGCAGCACGGAGACGGAGGCCGCAGCAGCUACCAGGUGUACUUGUACGACGUCUCUGGAGCCUCCCUGGCGGCCCAGACCCUGGGGGCGGAGCAGACGAGUCACAUGUUCUCUGGGCUCGUCCCCGGUAGGCUGUACCGCGCUGAGGUCAUCACGCACAGCGGGGAACUGACCAAUGAGACGUCAGCGCUGGGACUCACCGCCCCGGAGCCGCCCACUCACCUGUCCGUCAAACAAGGCCCGACCAAUGACACGGUGGAGUUGUUGUGGUCUGGUCCCGCCUCCGGAGACUACGACAGCUUCAGCCUGCAGUGGACCCCUCCGGACCGCCUGUCCGUCACGCAGACACACCUGAGCGGCCGCACGGUGGGCGGGAUGUAUCCGGGCCGGAGGUACAACUUCACCCUGGUGACCAUUGCCGGGGGCGGAGCCAAGGGCGGGCCUAUUGUCAGCAGCCAGCCAAUCCAGAGGAACGUCAGAAUGAGCCCGUCUCCUCUGAGGUCCAUCCACUGCUUCCCUCUGUCCUCCUCCUCCCUGUCCUGCUCCUGGUCUCCUCCUCUCUCUGACUUUGACUCUUUCGAGGUCGAGUGCCGUCGCCACGACGACGGGGUCCUGACCUCGUCGCUGCGGCUGGCGAGCGGCGUCACCGCGGUGACGCUGGACCGCCUGGAGGCGUUCAGGAAGUACUCAGUGACGGUCAGAGUGUCCUCAGCAGGACAGACGAGUCCACCGAGACCACACACUGUCACAUGAUAGA